Molecule: messenger RNA, 436 nt
Organism: Rhipicephalus sanguineus (brown dog tick)
Lineage: Eukaryota; Metazoa; Arthropoda; Arachnida; Ixodida; Ixodidae
Exons: 6
Coding region: 26-436 (136 amino acids)
Source: RefSeq, a predicted model, not a curated record
UACAGGUUCACGAAGCUGAAGAAGCAUGUAUUGGCCAAGCACAAGAACGACUCUCGUGGUUGUGUCCAUACUGUGCAUGUAUAUGAACGGAUUCAACCUGACGUCCAGGCUGUUCGGCUACUAUUAUACACUGCGGAGGUACGAAGUAGCCCAAGCCGUUCCUGACGUGUACGAUCUGUCGAAAUGGGUGAACAACCGGAAAACCUCUGACAGAAUCACCAUGGGCCUGGCAGGCGUCAGCUUACUGUUCGACGUCGCUCUCUUCACUGGUGCCCUCAAGAACGACGUAUUUCUGAUAGAGAUCGCCGGACUCUGGGGAUCGAUCGACUGCGUCACAGACGCGGUUAUUGGGUUCCUGUCGGCCAACUACACACUACCUGCCUUCUUGAACAAGGACAGAGCUCAGAUCAAUGCGUAUAUGGUGCUAGAGGCCUAG